Pipistrellus kuhlii (Kuhl's pipistrelle) is the source of this 1532-nucleotide messenger RNA. It is a transcript of the gene TMIGD2, whose product is annotated as transmembrane and immunoglobulin domain containing 2. NCBI's taxonomy places the organism in Eukaryota, Metazoa, Chordata, Mammalia, Chiroptera, Vespertilionidae. The record is from RefSeq and is a predicted model, not a curated record.
AUGGGCCCAGCCCUGGUCCUCCUGGUGCAGUUCUGGGGUGCCAAAAGCAAGCUUUUCUACUCAGCCGUCCUCUUCUCCCUUUUUACCAUUCAGACCCCUGAGAGGCCCUCCCUGACCACCCUCAAUCAUAAGACCACACGUGUACACACACACACACACACUGAGAAAGGCCUCACUCCCCUCUUCUGCCUCCCGGCCCUGCAAGGAGCCACAGGUCUGAGUGUGCAAUAGGGACCUAAGUUGCCGCAGGGAAGGCAGGACAGCCAAGUGACCUUGACCUGUCAGGUGGCACAGUCUCAGGCCUGGAGAGCUCCUUGUCGGUGGACCAAGGACAGUGCUACCUUGUGCCCACCGGACAUCGCCAGCAGCAACCUGCCUGGAGUCUGUGGGCCUCAGGGAUGGCUCUUCCGGAGACCACCUGGCAACCUCACUUUGCAGCUGGACGCGAGUAUCAACCACAGUGGGAACUGCUUGUGCUGAGCAGCCAUGGAGACUCCUGAAUUGGUAGAGGCCAAGGGCAAUGCGGCUCCGGGGCACAGGUGUGAGAGCAAGUGGGGAGAAGAGCUCUACAGCAACAUCCUCUGCUGGCCCUGGGGCUCCCGAAGGGACGGAGGCCAGGCCUGGCGGGGGGAGGAGCUGGACAUCCCAGGGAGGACCACCGGGCUGUACCCUCUAUUCCACCGCGUUUCCCCAUACCCAACACUCGGUGGCAUCUGGCCCCCAAACCUUGCCCCAGCCCCAGCCCGUCACCCCACGUCCACAGGCAGACUCUCUCCCGGCCCAGGCUUCUCUGGGCAGCCAAGGCCAAGGGGGUUCCUUGAAGUGGGAAGAGGAGCCAGACCCCGGGGACUCAAAGAAGACCCCCCAGUGGCUACACAGGAUGUGACUGGUCCCAGGAGCCCAGCAGCCCCUCCUGAGACCCCUGUCCUUAUUCCUUUGACCGUGGACCUCUGCCUUGCCCCCAGAAAACCCAAUAAAGGCUCAUGAAGAAAGCAAAGCCAGAUUUUGUGGCAAAUUGGAGGCGCCAAAAAGAUUCCAGGAGUCACCUGGAGGUCCCGGGGUGGCUGGGAGGUCCAUAGGGCAAAGGGGCUCUGUGAUGACUCCCCUCUCAUCCUUGGCGGGACAUGCCUGAUUAGCAGACAAGCGAUGCCCCAGCCUCCGAUGUGCCCGGAGCAGGAAGCCCCUCUGCCCAGCUGGUACCCCAGGCAGGCUAGGAGGGGGUGAGGAGGGAGAUGGGACUCCCUGGCACUGUCAGCCUCCUGGGUCUCCGGCCCAGGUCACCUUGAAGGCACACCAGCUGGGCCCAGCUCCCCUCCCCCACUCCUGCCGUUUCCAUGGGGACAGAUGUCCUUUCAGCAGCAUCUGCCUCACCAGGCCUCAGCUGCCCGCCCCAAUGGGGAGGGGAAAGCGGGCGGGGGUGGGGGUGGGGCUGGCCUGAGAGCCCUCUCUGGGUUUCUUGAUCUUUUUUAUCUGCUGGACUCCACUGACUCUGAGUUUUGGUCCCUCCCUGUGAGCCGUUCAGGCUCCAGUCG